Molecule: messenger RNA, 5125 nt
Organism: Ahaetulla prasina
Lineage: Eukaryota; Metazoa; Chordata; Lepidosauria; Squamata; Colubridae
Product: DNA excision repair protein ERCC-6-like
Exons: 2
Coding region: 45-4853 (1602 amino acids)
Molecular function (GO): DNA translocase activity; ATP-dependent chromatin remodeler activity; ATP binding
Source: RefSeq, a predicted model, not a curated record
AUUCAGAAAGUUAAGUGUAGUUCUGUGCGCGUUUGGCCGAAAUCAUGGCGGAGCUUGCAGAUUUGAACCCGGAGCAAAUAGAAGAGUACCGCAGAUCGGUGUCCCAAGCCAAGCAGGAGGCCCGAAAUGGGAACCUGGAAGCGUCUCUCAAAUUGUUCCAACAGGCCCUUGAAAUCCAUUUCAGUGAAAAGCUGACCGUGAACAUUAAAAAGUUGGAGGAAGCCCUGGCGUCUUUGGCUGUGGAAGAGGAUGGCGACGACAGCUUUGUGGAUGUGUGUCAGAGCGGAUUCAUGCUGUAUGGAGAAAUGCACGAUAAGCUUUUUGACUAUCAGAGAGAAGGGGUUGCUUUUUUGUACAAGUUAUAUCGAGACAGAAGGAAGGGCGGCAUCCUGGCAGAUGACAUGGGACUCGGGAAGACCAUUCAGGUCAUCGCGUUCCUCUCUGGGAUGUUUGACGCAGAACUCAUCCGUUCUGUGUUGCUGAUUCUCCCAGCCACCCUUCUUAACAACUGGGUGAAAGAGUUUGCCAAGUGGACGCCAGGCCUGCGAGUGAAAGUUUUUCAUGGGACCAACAAAACUGAACGUAACAGGUCUCUGGAGCGGAUCCAGAGGAGGAAAGGGAUCUUGCUCACAACAUACCAGAUGCUCCUCAACAGCUGGCCGCAGCUUUCUAGCUUUCGUGGGGAAGAGUUUGUUUGGGACUAUAUCAUUCUGGAUGAAGCCCAUAAAAUCAAAACUCCAUCUGCUAAAACGACAAAAUCUUUGUAUGCCAUUCCUUCCAAAAACCGCAUCCUUCUCACAGGGACUCCGGUCCAAAACAAUCUCAAAGAACUUUGGGCUCUUUUUGAUUUUGCUUGUCAAGGCUCGCUUUUGGGUACCAGCAAAACCUUUCGGAUGGAAUAUGAGAACCCCAUCACAAGAGCCAGGGCAAAAGAUGCUACUCCUGGAGAGAAAGCUCUGGGACUUAAAAUCUCAGAAAACCUGAUGUCCAUCAUUAAGCCAUAUUUUCUGAGACGGACUAAAGAUGAGCUCCAGAAGAAGAAAAAGGUUGAGCUUCCAAACCAUCUUUCUGAAAACCAAAGAAAAGAUGUUGUUCCCACCAUGCCUUCUCUUCCUCGAAAGAAUGAGUUCAUUGUAUGGGCGUUCUUAUCACCCAUACAAGAGGAAAUAUAUAGAAAUUUUAUAUCCUUGGAUCAUAUCAAGGAGCUGUUGUUGUCUACCAGGUCCCCACUAGCUGAAUUGACUGUCCUGAAGAAGCUCUGUGAUCACCCAAGACUCUUGUCAAAUCGAGCAUGUAGUCAACUAGGGCUGGAAGCAUCCAAUUAUAGUGAACAAGAAGUUGGUGAAAAUGAACCUAGUGAGCUCCCAGACAUGAAGAGGAGUAUUGGGCAUGUUUCUGAUGAGAUGCUGAUUCAGGAAUCUGGAAAGCUGAGCUUUCUUGUGGCACUGCUGGAAAGACUGCGAGAUGAGGGACAUAGAACUCUGGUGUUCUCCCUAUCGCGAAAAAUGUUGGACAUUAUAGAGCGCGUCUUAACUCACAGGGGCUUUAAGCUCAUGCGCAUUGAUGGGACAGUGACCCACUUGGUAGAACGAGAGAAGAGAAUUGGCAUGUUUCAAAACAAUGGAGACUACUCUGUCUUUUUGCUUACUACUCAAGUUGGUGGGGUUGGUUUAACCUUAACAGCCGCUAGCCGGGUGGUGAUUUUUGAUCCUAGUUGGAAUCCAGCUACAGAUGCCCAAGCUGUGGACCGAGCUUACAGGAUUGGCCAAAAAGAGAAUGUCAUAAUCUACCGGCUGAUUACCUGUGGGACAGUAGAAGAGAAGAUCUAUAGAAGACAAGUCUUCAAGGAUUCCUUAAUACGUCAAAGCACAGGCGAUAAGAAAAAUCCCUAUCGCUAUUUCACUAUGCAAGAGCUAAAGGAGUUGUUCAUAUUGGAAGACACGCGAAGUUCAGCCACACAGCUACAAUUGCAGUCCUUACAUGCCACCCAAAGAAAAACAGACACUGAGUUGGAUGAACACAUUGCAUACCUCCACAUGUUGGAGAUAUUUGGCAUUUCUGACCAUGAUUUGAUGUACACACGUGAGACAGCACAUGAUGACAAAGCCGAAAAUGAAGAAGCUCACAGGUACAUUGAACACAGAGUCCAAAAAGCCCAAGAGUUGGUACAACUAGAAUCUCAGUUGAAUGACCAGCACAUGAGAAAUAUCCGAAACACGACUGAAGGAGCAUGGCUGAGAGAUAUAGAUUCAUCCACCCAGCCAAAAACAAAACCAUCCAAGUCUUCACCAGGUGAUACUCUUGGCCCAUCCAUGUCCAAAAGGACAAACCCAACAGACAUGGAAUCAACCACGAAGAAAUCACCAAAUCCCUCUCCAAGUCCUGUGGUUACCCCACCUGUACUUAUUAGUCCUGUCCUCAGUAAUGAAGUUAUUGAUCUUGUAAACGAUGAUGACAAUGACGUUGUUAGUGAUAUGGUCAAUUUGAGCUCUAGAAUGACCAGUCUGGUUGUUGAAGAUGUAGACGAUGAGCAAAUGCUUCAGAUUAUUUCUAAUACGGAAGAUGCUUUGCCUUCUGAGGAGAAAGAAGACCAAUUUUCCAGCUUCCAAGAGUAUGAACUAAAGCCUGGGACUGGUCUUGUGUCCCCUUUUCAGACUCAUUCAAUAUCGAACAAGGAGGACUACAGUUCUGAAUCUAGCGCAGUCUCUGAACUGCCUGCCCAGGAUACGGAUGAUGUGCAAAUGGUUUUCCAUACAAUCAAUAUGGAUGUUCUCCAUUCCAAAAACAAAGAAUAUCAACCAACCAGACUGCAAGCAGAUGAACGAAAUGGGAGCCUAAAUACUUCAUUAUCUAUCAAAGGCAGUGUCAAGUCUGAAUCCAAAAUGAUCUCUUGUGAUCCAUCUCCAGAAGCAAGAAGCGAGCUUAAAGAUGUCCAGAUGAAACUGCUGCAGGACUCAGUUGUGUAUCCUUCUGAUGAUGACAUGCACCAAACUGAGGCUGACAUGUCACUUGAUGUUCUUCAUGGAGAUACGUGUGAAAUUAAGGAACUAGAUGCUAUGGCACCACAGGAGACCAUGGUUAGCAAAAUGACAGAAAACAUCGAGCUGCAGAAAUCUGAUGCCAGAGAAACUGCACAAUUCAAGUUUCUAGAUAUUUCCUCUCACUAUCAGCGCAGGAGAAAUAUCACAAACACGACUGAAGGAGCAUGGCUGAGAGAUAUAGAUUCAUCCACCCAGCCAAAAACAAAACCAUCCAAGUCUUCACCAGGUGACACUCUUGGGCCAUCCAUGUCCGAAAGGACAAACCCAACAGACAUGGAACCAACCACGAAGAAAUCACCAAAUCCCUCUCCAAGUCCUGUGGUUACCCCAUCUGUAUUUAUUAGUCCUGUCCUCAGUAAUGAAGUUAUUGAUCUUGUAAACGAUGAUGACAAUGACAUUGUUAAUGGUGUGGUCAAUUUGAGCUCUAGAAUGACCAGUCUGGUGGUUAAAGACGUGGAUGAAGAGCAAAUGCUUCAGAUUAUUUCUAAUAUGGAAGAUUCUUUGCCUUCUGAGGAGAAAGAAGACCAAUUUCCCAGCUUCCAAGUGUGUGAACUAAAGCCUGGGACAGGUCUUGUGUCCCCUUUUCAGACUCAUUCAAUAUCGAACAAGGAGGACUACAGUUCUGAAUCUAGCACAGUCUCUGAACUGCCUGCCAAGGAUACGGAUGAUGUGCAAAUGGUUUUCCAUACAAUCAGUAUGGAUGUUCUCCAUUCCAAAAACAAAGAAUAUCAACCAACCAGACUGCAAGCAGAUGAACGAAAUGAGAGUCUAAAUGUUAUAUCUUCUCUUUCCCAGGCUAUUUCAUUAUCUAUCAAAGGCAGUGUCAACUCUGAAUCCAAAAUGAUUUCUUGUGAUCCAUCUCCAGAAGCAAGAAGCGAGCUUAAAGGUGUCCAGAUGAAACUGCUGCAGGACUCAAUUGCGUAUCCUUCUGAUGAUGACAUGCACCAAACUGAGGCUGACAUGUCUCUUGAUGUUCUUCAUGGAGAUGCCAGUGAAAUUAAGGAACUAGAUGCUGUGGCACCAGAGGAGACCAUGGUUAGCAAAAUGACAGAAAACAUCAUGCCGCAGAACUCUGGCACAAGAGGAACUGCGCAGUUCAAGUCUCUUGAUAUUUCCUCUCGCUAUCAGGUCAAUUUCAACCUUGCCUUGGAGGAUUCUGAGAAUGGACCACAAACCAUCGCAGUAGAACACAUAUCAUUAGAGGAGACAGAAAAUGAAGGAUUCCAGCUGAGGUUGGAUAGCUACGGUAGCUCUGCAACUGAAUCAGUUGGGAGAGAAGGUGGGAGUCACAGAGGCCUCCAUACUAGCAAUGGUGCAGAGGACUCUGUGGUCAUGGACGAUUCCAAAAGUCCAUGUCAUAGUAGAGACAGUUUUGGGCUGGGAAAAAAGAAGCGUCCCGCAAUUAUUGUUUCGGAUGAAGAAGAGGAAAAUGAUGAAUUAAUAGAUGAAUUGGAUGAGGACAAGCCAGGCGGAAUCUGUAUGUCUACACCAAAGACCAACAGGCCAAUGGCUGAGAUUUGUUUUUCUCCAAGGAUCAAACUGAGUGGAAGAAGAUCAACAGCUUCUCGUCGAUCCCUCUUCGAUGUGGUUUUGGAAGAAGUGGAGGGUGCAGCCAAAGAAGCAGGAACUGCCAGCAAUGCAUCUAAUGAUAGGUCUGUUCAGCAUGAGUUUGAAGAAGAGCCAACCCAAAAUUACAUCGAGCCAAUGUCAGAGGAGGCGGAAGAGGAGCCGUCGGGAGAAACAUUGGAUUCUGAGAGAGAAUCUAGCCAUUUUCAGGAUACAGACUCUUCAAGAGGAGAAUCUUUUCUCUGAAGUCACAAUAUAAGGGGAAAUCUAAUCCUUUUGAAAAAAGAAAGCCCUUAGGUCAGGGGUCUCCAACUUUGGCAACUUUAAGACUUGUGGACCAACUCUCAGAGUUCCUCAGCCAGCUUUGCUGGCUGAGGAAAUCUGAGAGUUGAAGUCCACAAGUCUUAAAGUUGCCAAGGUUGGAGACCCUGCCUUAGGUUACUGUGCUUGAGUUGAAGGUUUGCUCUGAAGACUUGUUUCUACAGUUGGAUCUUGUUUUCGAGAGCCAGUUGCUGAAA